Messenger RNA from Acinonyx jubatus (cheetah), 3394 nucleotides. Its product is annotated as CMRF35-like molecule 8. The transcript is spliced from 9 exons. Gene Ontology annotation, cellular component: plasma membrane. NCBI's taxonomy places the organism in Eukaryota, Metazoa, Chordata, Mammalia, Carnivora, Felidae. Gene Ontology annotation, molecular function: transmembrane signaling receptor activity. The record is from RefSeq and is a predicted model, not a curated record. Bases 1662 to 2603 code for a protein of 313 amino acids.
AUCCCAGAUGAGGCAACAGAGCUGUGAUUGGAUGUCACCAUGGGCCCACAGUCGUCCCCUAGGGAAGCCAUAAAAGCCAUGGGCACCUGCCCACCUCGGGGCACAGAGACACCGCUGCCUCAGCCACCCCCAGGAGUGAGCAGCACCAGCCGGUCUGGGCCCAAGACCACCUGGGAGGAGGUUGGAGAAUCCCGUCUUCCUAAGACACACGAGCCGGAGUUUCCGCUCAGUCUAGACCACAGCAUGCCCGGGGCCAAGCAAGAGAGCGUGUUACAGGCCACGACCAGCUGGUGAUGGACUGCGACCCUGGGACUGUGGAAUGCGCUGGAAUAUAGAUUGGCCGUGAUCAUUGACAUUUUGCAGGAGACACAGAUUUUUACCAACGGUUGUACCAGUGCUAAGCAGACAAGCCACGGGAGAUCCUGGCCUCCUGCUUCUCAGUCUGGUGCGUCCCCCUCUGAACCUUGACAUUCAAGACUGUAGCAGUGUCUUUUGGUGGUUGAAUUGGAAAAUACGCAUUUCUGGAGAAACUUUGUGGUUAUUAGACCAAGGCAACCACCAAGUAUACCUCUCCUACAUUUUCAUGUUCAGUUCAAGACCUUGAUCUCGAAUCCUCAUGAGCUUCAGCUAGUCUAUGACUGCAUUGCCAUAGACAUUCUUCUGAUGCCCACCAAACUCUGUGCUUGGAAGCUUCCAGAGGAGAAUGGACAAGUUUCCUUGGUUCCUUGUAGCUUCCCGGGGAAGGUGCUCCUGUGGCCAGAAGGGAGGAGGAAAGUGAAAAUCCCCAAAGGAGCAGGGAGAGAAAGAAGGGCAUUCUUGGGACUCCAGAGAUGGCACAGGGCUCCCUGUGGGUGGCACUCAGUGCAGGCUAUCGGAUGACAUGUCACACAUUAGGAUUGGCUUCCUAUGUGCGUGUGGCCAUUCUGUGUAAGCUGAGGGCACUUGUCACAGGGUAUACAGGUGUGUGUGCGUGUGUGUAUUUAGAGUCUGAAUUCCACAUGGAUCAGGGAAGGAGGGGUCCCUGAAAGCUUGCUAAGUGCCCACUCUGUGCCCAGCCCUGAGCUGGGACCAGCAGGGGCUGCACAGGAAAGAAGGUCACAGCCUGAGGAGACGUUUCUAAGACUGAGAGCCAUUCAGAGACUCUGAGGUCACUGUGCCAGCUUAGGGGUCUGGGCCUUGAGCUGCAGGCUCACGGAAGGGGAGCUCCCUGGGGUGGCCUCAUCAGGGAUGGAGAAGGAUGCUGGCCCUGAUUCCUCCCCACUGGGUGCUCGCCUGGACCUGCAAGGAGUUUCUGAGCCCAGCUGGCCUUGUGCUUUUGGGGGUGUGAUGGGAGGGGUGGCUCAGGUCUGGGGCACUGUGGGCGAGUAGGGGUCUCACCCCUGGAAGUAUCUGUGGCAUCUGUGGCACAGCUGGGAUGGGUAGAAGGGUGCAUGGUUCUGGUGGGGGGGAGCGGGUCUCAGCCGGUCCCCGUCCCCGGUGGCUGUGCUCCCUCUGUGCCCUUCAUUUUCUGACCAGCCCUAGGAGCAGAACCUAAAGAAACCGAACAAGGAAGCAGCAGGCGCAAAGAAAAGCAGAAGUGGAAACCUUGGAGACUUGACCCUCCUCCUUGAAGGGGCCUGAAGCCGCCUGGCACUGCCGAGGGUGACGUCUGUGCGGAGAAGAUGAGGUGGCCGGACCAGGCCGUGUGGCUGCCGUUGGCUCUGCUGCUUCUCUGGGUCCCAGGCUGUUCCUCUAUAAGUGGCCCCACCUCCAUGACGGGCACCUUGGGGAGUUCCCUGAUCGUGCAGUGUUCAUAUGAAGAGCAAUUAAGAACACAUUUCAAAUACUGGUGCAAAAAGCCAUGUUUUUGGAAAACUGUGGAGACCAAACGGUCAAGCAAAGAAGUGAGGAAUGGCCGCGUAUCCAUCAGGGACCAUCCUGCAAACCUCACCUUCAUAGUGACCUUGGAGAACCUCACAGAGGAUGAUGCAGGAACAUACCGAUGUGGGAUCGAUACGUCCUGGUUAGGAGGAUAUUUGCAAGACCCCGCCGUCCACAUUGUGGUGUCUGUGAUCCCAGCAACAACGUCUGCCCCACCCGCAAGCAUCACUGUAACCCAGAUCUCAACAAUCACAGCUGGAAUCAUGGCCAUGCCGUCCUCAUCCUCACCCACUGUCCCCAUCACCAUGGGAGCCACCCACAGUGCAAGCAGCCAAGAGGAGUUCCAGCAAAGCCAGGGCGUGGGGCUCCAAGUACUCCUUUCCUUGUUGGCGCUUCUGCUGCUUCUGCUGGGGGGAAGCUUGUUCCUGGCCUGGAGGAUAGUUCGUAAGCGGGUCAAAGCUGGUGAGAAUCCAAAGCCACUCCGGACCCAUAGUCAGAAUACUCUGCAAGGUGAGCUCUAUUAUGCGAAUCUGGAGCUGCAGGCAAGGACGCUUCAGGGAGAGCCCACACAGCCGAGACAGGAAGAGGUAGAAUACAGCACUGUGAAGAAGCCUUCUCUGGAAGAACUUCACUACUCUUUGGUGGCAUUUGACCCCGAGAGUCAGGAUUCUAAGGCCAACAAGAUUCCCUCCCGGAGGACCCUGGAACAGGAAACAGACUACAGCGUGAUUAAGAAGACCUAAGCCUGUGUCUCUGGCCCCACCUCUGGAGGUCUCUGUGGGCCACAGGCCCCCUGAACCCUCAUCCAUGUCCCCCUCAGCCUGCUCCUCUCAACGGUCACCAGCAAGGCAACUGGGCCCCCCUCAGACUGUUGCUUUUGUGCCAUCAGCCUGGCCGGCUUGAUUGGGGAGGAGCAGGACCUGUAGAGAACCCUCCACCCCCCUACCCAGCUCCUGGCACAUCCUUCCUCUUUGUUUCAUUCCAGCUGUGUGUGGAGCGCAGAGGCUCAGUCCUGUGUGGCUCCAGGAAAAGAUGUGACCCAUGUAGGAUGGUACCUCUGAAUACCUUUAUAAAUAACAGCUCUGUGGAAGUGUGUGGGAUUGCCAUGGCAUGGGGAGCACUGGCAGAGAGACUGGGAGAAGGCAAAGGCCCUGAUGAUCGAGUCUCCCUGGUUUCAGAGACAAGGACCCUGAGGCCCAGAGAGAGCAGAAGCUUGCCCAUGGCUCCAGAGCCAGUGGCACAUUUCUCUGGACUCUUGGAUGACUUUAUUUUUAAUAUUAAGACAUAUCAAUAAAGUGCAAAAUCUCUUGAGAGAGAAGAAAAAAGUUAUUUAAGCAAUGCGUGCUAUGUGUCUGCAAUCCUCUAUUAAAGAAAGCUCCUUCCUUUUGAAGGCUGAAUAGUAUUCCACUGUGAGUGUAUAUUGCACUCUGCUUAUUUUUUUAUCCGCUGAUGGACACUUGGUUUGUUUCUGUGUUUUAGCUAUUGUGAGUAUGUUGCUAGGAAUGUAGUGUAUAAAUAUCUCUUUGAAACUUGU